AUGACAUGCAAUCUUACCGUCUGCAAUACUGGAAAUCAUCCCACCUUCACCUCCACUACAGUCGACACCAUCCACGAAUCCAUAGUGGACAUCACGCUGGCCUCAGGACGAGCUGCAGAUAGGAUAGCGGACUGGAAAGUCAAUCCCGACAUCUGUCCGGCAUCGGAUCACCACGGCAUCGAAUUCUACUACUACAUCAAAAAACGAAUCCUGAAAAAACAAGCCAAACUUACCACAUUCAAGUACGCCACCUCUGGAACAUGCUGGAACGAAUUUAAAGAAAAACUUACCGAUCAUCUCCCCCUGGAAAUAAAAGACCACAAUAGAAUCUCUAACAUGAACUCUACAGAACUAGAUAACUACAUACACAGUCUAACUAAUAGUAUACAAACCUUCUGCGACGAUCAGCUUCCCUGCUCCCGGCCCCGCGAAGCCCGAUGCCCGUGGUGGAACGAUGACCUGGAACAAAGUAAAGCAAAGGUUAUUAAACAACAUCAUAAACUCAGUAGGUUAAAAAGACAGGGUAGACCGCUGGAUGAAGCAAUAGCCUUAAAAAACUCCCUUCGAUUGGAAUACUCAAAGUUGUUCAGUGAGUAUUCCAACAAGCACUUCCGCGAAUUCUGCAAUAGACAGGGAAAAGAGGAUGUAUGGGCUGUCACUAAUAGAAUCAUCAAAACCGCACCUGCACCGCAACCUCCAACUACAAUACAAAAACCCGAUGGGACCUUCACCCAAACCCCAAUUGAAACAGCCGAAGCCAUUCUCCACAAAUUUUUCCCUGAUGACACGCCGGACACUAGGCAGGCCCACCUGGAACAUAGAAUACAAUCAAAUCUACCCCCUCCCAAUACCCCUAAUGAACCCCCUUCACCAUAG
Messenger RNA from Achroia grisella, 876 nucleotides. RefSeq lists its product as uncharacterized. NCBI's taxonomy places the organism in Eukaryota, Metazoa, Arthropoda, Insecta, Lepidoptera, Pyralidae. The record is from RefSeq and is a predicted model, not a curated record. The coding region runs from base 1 to 876 and encodes 291 amino acids. The transcript has a single exon.